AUGGCCUCUGAAAAGCAGAUGAAGGAUCCUGUUCGCGUCGGCGUCGCCAUCAGAGCACAGCUAGAGAACGAGAUACCGAAGGACUUGCCUCUGGAGAAGGAUUUCCGUGAGGAAACCGGCUACACCGUUACAGACCACGUGCAGGAACUCCACAAGAGCCUGGCGAAGGACCCAAGAACCCUGCAGCUCAUAAAUGCGCUCGUGUCUCGUCUUCAUGGUUUCGCCAGGGAGACUCUGCUUACCCAUGCGGAAUGGACGAAAGUGGUGGAAUUUCUUACGCGCUGUGGCAAAGAAAGCACGGACUACAAGAACGAGUUCGUCUUACUGAGUGACAUCAUGGGCUUUAGUGCGCUGGUAGAUGAGCUCAACCAUCCGAAGCCUGCGGGUUGUACGGACAGUUGCGAAGCUGGCCCGUUUUACUAUCCGAAUGCUCCAGAGAUACCUUCCGGUGCUUCUCUUGCAAAAGCCGGGACAACGGGUGAGCCCAUGUUCUUCUACGGCACCAUCAAGGACACAAAGGGCCGUGGCAUCAAAGGCGCCAAGGUCGAUGUCUGGCAAGCAGACGGUGACGGGAUUUACGACGUACAGUAUCCUGGCACGGAAGUCAACGACCGUGGCAAAAUCCUUGCGGAAGACGACGGCACUUUCUGUUACUGCGGAAUUCUUCCGACAGCGUAUCCUAUUCCCAGCGAUGGACCGUCUGGCGAGUUGCUGCGCGCACUUGGCCGCCACCCCCAUCGUGCCGCGCACAUACAUUUCCUGUUAGCAGCGCCUGGGUUCGAUGACCUUACCACCGCGCUAUACCCCGCCCACUCGCCCUUCCUUGGCACCGACCCUGUCUUCGCGACGAGGAAGUCGCUGAUCUGCCAGGUCACCGAGGAGCGCAAUCCGAAACGCUGGGAGGAGAUGGGCUUUAAGCAGGGCGAGGUCAAGACCGGUAGGGUGUGGGUGUGGAAGUACGACUUCAUCCUGCCGAGCACGGAGGAAGUCCAACAAUUUCACCGCCGCCGGAGGGCCGCCAAGUUGUGA
Molecule: messenger RNA, 1029 nt
Organism: Laetiporus sulphureus 93-53
Lineage: Eukaryota; Fungi; Basidiomycota; Agaricomycetes; Polyporales; Laetiporaceae
Product: aromatic compound dioxygenase
Exons: 7
Coding region: 1-1029 (342 amino acids)
Biological process (GO): catechol-containing compound metabolic process
Molecular function (GO): catechol 1,2-dioxygenase activity; ferric iron binding
Source: RefSeq, a predicted model, not a curated record